Molecule: messenger RNA, 755 nt
Organism: Dimorphilus gyrociliatus
Lineage: Eukaryota; Metazoa; Annelida; Polychaeta; Dinophilidae
Source: the annotation of a GenBank genome assembly
AGUAAAUAUUCGCUGCUCCUCUAUGGUAUUGCUCUACGUCACAUCUUUGGAUGUUUCCGUGGAUGGAAUGUAAAUAAAUGGGCGUACUUGUAGGUGAGAAGUGCCGUCAACAGCCAAUCAGCUGUUUAUGACAUUCAAAAUCAGAUGAUUUAUCAAUCACAUAAGAGAAAACAAUGGUGAAUAAAAGCAUAAAAGUGGUAAUUUGUGGAGAAAAAAACUCUGGUAAAACCUGUCUGCUCUUACAGGCUAUUUACAAUAUUAACGCUGUAGGAAAAGACGGUAAGAUGUUUCUGCCAACAAUAGAAGAUAGCUUUUGGGCUGAAGUGGAAAUUGAAAAUGAGAGAAAAGUUCGUGUUCGAUUUUUUGACACUCAAGGAGUAACUAACGAAAAUAUAUCGCUACCUAAAUUUCUGUAUUCGAUCGCCGAUGCUUACCUACUUGUUUAUGACGUCACUACGCCAAGUUCCUACGAAUUAAUGAAAAAGCUACGAAACGAUAUAGAUAGUAAAAAAGAGAAACGAGACGCCCCAUUGGUGACGCUAGGUACAAAAUGCGAUAUACAAAACGCCAGAAAAGUACAAUUUCACGAGGCUCAAAAAUGGGCUAGCGAAGAGAAAGUUCGAUUAUUCGAAGUUUCGGCCGUCGAAAAGUCUAGCCUUAUAGAUCCUAUCUGCACAGUAGUAUCCAAAGCAACCCAAUUACCGGUGAAGUCAUCAACAUUUUCCCUACCAGCAUCACUAAAAAAACCUAGAUGA